CACUGUUCCUAGACCAGUUAACCCACUGUUCCUAGACCAGUUAACCCACUGUUCCCCCGGGUAGGCCGCCAUUGUAAAUAACAAUUUGUUCUUAACUGACUUGCCUUGUUAAAUAACAAGUAUUAAUUAUAACGGCAUUAUAAGGCUUUAUGUUAAAUGCUACCAAAUGUAUUAGCUAGUUACUUGAUUGAGCUAAUUCUCUUAUUGCUCUUCUAUAUAGAUCUGUGGUUUAUUAAGAAUCCAAAACAUCCAACUCUUCAACACAUCCAUUCACUUAAAUAUUCUCUGAUUGACUGAGAUGAGAACUGCUGAGGAGUCUUCUGGCACGGUUCUACACCGUCUAAUCCAGGAGCAGCUCCGUCACGGGAACCCCACGGACACCCGUACCCUCCUGGCCAUCCAGCAGCAGGCCCUGCGUGGAGGCAGCAACAGCAGCGGAGGAGGCGGUACCGGAUCACCCCGCUCCUCUCUGGAGAGCCUGACCCAGGAAGAGUCCCAGUUCAUCCACAUGUCCACCAGACAGGACCCCCAGGGCCAGGAGUACCAGGGGGACUACAAACACUGUGAGAGGGACUUCGUGUGUCAUCUCUACCAGCUCCACAGACACGGAGAGGAGCUGCCCACCUAUGAGGAGGCCAAGGCUCACUCUCAGUACCUGGCCUCGGUAGGGGCCCAGCAGGGUCAGCCUCAGCUGGGACCUGAGAUGAUGGAUCACCAGGGAGAUGGCCAGUGGGACCUGAAACGGAAGCACGCCCGGAGCCUCAGUGAGCGUCUCAUGCAACUCUCCCAGAGAUCAAGCAGAGACAUUCAGCCUCUCAGCUCCUCUCACAGUUACCCUAAACUGUCUAAUGGCCACUCUGGGCCUGUUGAACACCAGGGGCCAGAGUUUCAGAGGGGACCUCCCCCAGACUACCCCUUCCUGGUCAGGCCUCCUGGAUACAUGGUCAGCCACUCACAGGAGACACACGGACACUACUAUCAGGAACCACCUCCCUCAUUCCAAUCACAGCACAGGUACCUACCUUCCCAGGCCGAGAUGGUUCAACACAGUGUCCACUAUGGUCCAGAGGUCUACACGAGCCACAGCAACACCAGUACUCACAACAACACUGCCCAAAUGGACCUGUUGAGGGAGAAUGAGAGACUAAGGAAAGAGUUGGAGGUGUACAGCGAGAAGGCCGCCAGACUUCAGAAGCUGGAAGGAGAGAUCCAGAGGAUAUCUGAGGCCUACGAGACCCUGAUGAAGGGCUCAGCCAAGAGAGAGACCCUGGAGAAAACCAUGAGGAACCAACUGGAGUCAGAGAUCAAGAGACUGCACGACUUCAACAGGGACCUCAGAGAUCGUCUGGACAACGCUACCAAACGGCAGGAAGUUGAAUCGGCAGACAGGAAACAGCAGGUCUUCACCAAACUCCUGGAACAAAAUGAGGAACAGCAGCGGGAGGUGCAGCGUCUGCGUGGCUCCGGGGAGGAGUGGCUUCGGCGCCGGGAGGUUCUGGAGCAGGCCCUGGGGUCGGCACAGGCCCGUAACCUGGCCCUGGAGGAGGAGCUUAGGAGGAAGAGGGCGUACGUAGAGAAGGUAAAGCGGCUGCAGAGUUCCCUGGGCCAGCUACAGGCAGCCUGUGAGAAGAGAGAGGCCCUGGAACUCAGGCUGAGGACCAGGCUGGAGCAGGAGCUGAAGAGCCUCCGAUCAGCACAGUCCCACAGCACGGCUAGCGGUCCUGGCUCCCUGCCCUCUGAUCUGAGCUCCAUGGUGUCUGUACAGCAGCAGCAGCUGGCUGAGAGAGAAGAGAGGAUCCUGGCUCUGGAGGCUGACAUCACACACUGGGAACAGAAGUACCUGGAGGAGAGCACCAUGAGGCAGUUCGCUAUGGACUCAGCCGCCACCGCUGCAGCUCAGAGAGACAGCAGCGUCAUCAAACACUCGCCUCGUCACUCACCCGAUAACAGCUUCAACGACCACCUGGCAUUCAGCCACAGGCACCGGGAGAUGGAGAACAGAGUCCGAGCGCUGCACUCCCAGCUCCUGGAGAAGGAUGCAGUGAUCAGGGUGUUACAGCAACGGACUGGACGGGAGCAGAACAGGCUAGAGCAGCAGGACCUCCGUCCAGCCAGGUCCGUCCCCUCCAUCAGCACCGAGCAGCACGACCUCCGUCCAGCCAAGUCCGUCCCCUCCAUCAGCACCGAGCAGCAGGACCUCCGUCCAGCCAGGUCCGUCCCCUCCAUCAACACUGAUGGCCCAGUGGAGCAACCCAUCCAGGGGAAAGGGAAGAGCCUCUCUGAUGACCAGACGGCUGCUGCAAUGUCUCCUCUCUCCUUGCCCCCGCACCAACACCCCUGUGCCCCGUUGGCCCUGCCCACCCUGUUGCUCCUGUCCAAGCCCCAGAGCAGGGACUGCAGCACCCAGUGUGACCGUGAUGUCCUAGCCCAGGAGAUGGAUCUUACAGUGUAUCCCACCAGCAUGCUAGCACCCUCUGAGGCUUCCUCGACCUCAACACCUGCCUCCGAGCUCUUCCUGGCACCACCCAACACACACCAGAGCUCCAGAACUUCAGACUCAGCAGCAGAAGUGGUGGAAAUCCUAAUUUAAGAAACGCCGAACUGUGGGAUCCGCUGUGGGAUGGAUGGUGACAACACGGUAGACGGCCAAGAGAUCCUCAUGUCCUGUAUGUCCCUCCCAACGAGGAGAAGACAACCUGUCGGUCUGUCUCUGGUCAGACUAACCUCCAGAUGGACACUUCCUUUGGAGAAGGACAGACAGUUUGGAGACAUGGACAUGUUCUACCUAUCUAACUAUCUAACUACGUACCUACCUAUCUACCUACCUACCUACCUACCUAUCUACCUAUCUAUCUAUCUAUCUA
Messenger RNA from Oncorhynchus gorbuscha (pink salmon), 2864 nucleotides. RefSeq names its product angiomotin like 2a (gene amotl2a). Gene Ontology annotation, cellular component: cytoplasmic vesicle; plasma membrane; bicellular tight junction. The record is from RefSeq and is a predicted model, not a curated record. NCBI's taxonomy places the organism in Eukaryota, Metazoa, Chordata, Actinopteri, Salmoniformes, Salmonidae. Gene Ontology annotation, biological process: actin cytoskeleton organization; hippo signaling; regulation of cell migration.